AUGGGCUCUGCUUCCUUCUUGACAAGGGUCCGGCGUCUGCUCCGAAUUCGGAACCCGAUACGGGAAUGCCUGGCUGAGCUGCUCUCCACCUUUGUCCUCAUUACAAUCACCCUGAGCGCUGCCGCACAGAAGGUCACCAGCGAAGAGACAAAGGGGGACAUCCUCACCGGCUUCUUGGGAGGUGCCCUGGCUGUCAUGGUGGGCAUCUACAUAGCAGGGGGAAUCUCAGGGGGCCCACUGAACCCGGCGUUCUCCCUCGCCAUGUGCCUGACGGAGCAGUUCCCCUGGUGGAAGUUUCCCAUCUUCAUGCUCGUGGAGACCCUUGGCUCUUUCCUAUCUGCCGGAGUUGUCUACAUCCUCUACUACGAUGCCAUCUGGCACUACAGCAAUGGCAACCUUACCGUGUCCGGCCCCCGGGAAACCGCCUCCAUCUUCGCCACCUACCCAGCUGACUACGUGUCUGUCGCCAAUGGCUUCUUGGACCAGGUGAUUGGCACAGGGGUGCUGCUAGUGGGCGUCAUGGGUGUCAUGGACAACCGCAACAAGGGUGUCCCCAAGGGCCUAGAACCAGUGGUCGUGGCCAUGCUGGUGCUCUCCAUUGAACUCUCCAUGGGCGCCAACUGCGGCUGCCCCCUGAACCCCGCACGAGACAUUGGGCCCCGGCUCUUCACCUACCUGGCAGGCUGGGGCCCAGAGGUCUUCAGCAGGGGCAAUGGGUGGUGGUGGGUGCCCCGUGCACCGCUGCUGGGGUCCGCCGUGGGCACAUACCUGUACCAGCUCUUCGUGGCUUUCCAUUACCCGGAGGAGGACGGCGAUGCCCUGGAAGAGCACGGCUCCAUCGUCCUGGAGAACAAAAACAUUGACCUAGACACUGGGGUGUCAUCCAAGGAGGACACUGGGGGAACAGUGCCUACCGGGUACCCUCCACCACCCCGCAGCAGCAGCACGGUCCCCACUACCAUCCCCCCUCACAUUAUUAAAUGA
Messenger RNA from Chiroxiphia lanceolata (lance-tailed manakin), 984 nucleotides. RefSeq names its product aquaporin-10-like. Gene Ontology annotation, molecular function: water channel activity; glycerol channel activity; urea transmembrane transporter activity. Lineage: Eukaryota; Metazoa; Chordata; Aves; Passeriformes; Pipridae. Gene Ontology annotation, biological process: glycerol transmembrane transport; water transport. Gene Ontology annotation, cellular component: plasma membrane; basolateral plasma membrane. The record is from RefSeq and is a predicted model, not a curated record.